Molecule: messenger RNA, 1218 nt
Organism: Bemisia tabaci
Lineage: Eukaryota; Metazoa; Arthropoda; Insecta; Hemiptera; Aleyrodidae
Product: EEF1A lysine methyltransferase 1
Biological process (GO): methylation
Molecular function (GO): protein-lysine N-methyltransferase activity; nucleic acid binding
Source: RefSeq, a predicted model, not a curated record
AUGCCGAUUUUAGAUCUUGACUGUCUUCAUUAAUUAUUAAUUAUUCAUUGUGUUAAGUGAUAAUAAAUAUAACUCUUUUUCGUGGUUUCUAAUAAAUUCAGGGUUGUGAAUUCCGUCGAAAUUUAGCACAUGUGUAAGAGUGUUUGUUGAUACAUUUGUAUGUAAGAUUGACAAUUAACGCUGCAAAGUUUUGACAUAAAUUCCCACAUUACUUUCUUUUUUAUCUUUAAAUUUAUCAAAAUAUUUCCUCAUUAUUAGAGGCAGGUACUUCGAACGGACUUUUUGUAUCUCAUUUCGUCUUCUCCCUUCAUGACUGGUAUGAAUCUGUCGUCACAUUGUUCCACUCAACAUUAGUACCUCAAAAUGUCUGACGGCGAAGAUGAUUUCCCAAAACUCUCCACAGAUACCUUAAAAGCACUCCAAGAAUUUUAUGAUGACAAAGCAGAGAAGGACAGAAAACUUAACGAACAGCUUAUUGACGGGGAGAACCCAUCCGGAAGUUUUGACUUUGAUGAAGAUUGGCAACUGAGUCAGUUCUGGUAUGAUGAGGAUACAAUAGAGGUGCUCGCACAAGAGGCAAUCCACACCGUUGGACCAGAUGGAAAGAUUGCCUUGAUAUCAUGCCCAUCCUUAUUUCCUAAAAUCAAGGCUCUUGCUCCUGCAGGCGUAGAAGUGGUUUUGUUUGAAUAUGACAAGAAAUUUGCGGUGUAUGGGUCAAGCUUUGUAUUUUAUGACUAUAAAGCGCCUUUGGAUGUCCAUAGAAAUCUUGCUUCAAAAUUUGACCUAGUAAUUUUUGACCCUCCUUUUCUCUCUGAAGAUUGUCUGACUAAAGUGUCUCUAACUGCCAAAUUCCUAGCAAAAGACAAAUUAAUCUUGUGCACAGGUCUUGUCAUGGAGAAAUUAGCAAAUCGUCUUCUUGCCGUCAAAAAAUGUAAAUUCAUCCCGAAGCAUCGAAACAAUUUGGCAAACGAAUUCGGAUGUUUCAAGAAUUACCAGUCAGAGCUUGAGUGGGAUUAUUGAAGUGCGGUUUCCUAUCAUUUUAAUGGAGAUUUUAAUAUUAUCUGAAUUGGAGCGGAAUUUUUUUUUCUUCUAUUUACCACGCACAUCUGUACAUGUUGGUUUUUCCUCUUUCAGUGCCUGAUGAUUUUAAGUGAAUUUUUAUAAAAGACCUUUUUAUUUAUUGAUAUGUUUAUUAAUUAUAUUUUUUGCUAAAUAUUA